This is a messenger RNA of Trypanosoma brucei brucei TREU927, 1800 nucleotides long. RefSeq lists its product as hypothetical. NCBI's taxonomy places the organism in Eukaryota, Euglenozoa, Kinetoplastea, Trypanosomatida, Trypanosomatidae. Bases 1 to 1800 code for a protein of 599 amino acids. Gene Ontology annotation, biological process: snoRNA localization; maturation of LSU-rRNA from tricistronic rRNA transcript (SSU-rRNA, 5.8S rRNA, LSU-rRNA); box C/D snoRNP assembly. Gene Ontology annotation, cellular component: nucleus; pre-snoRNP complex. Gene Ontology annotation, molecular function: metal ion binding. The record is from RefSeq and is a predicted model, not a curated record. The transcript has a single exon.
AUGAGUAGGGAUCGUGGUGGUAUAGAGCUUGUUUCUCAUGGCAGAGGGGUACGUGACUGCUUCGAAGAGAAUGAAAGCGCUUCUGAUGCGCCUGAUGGUGGCAUGGAGUGGGUUUCCAGUGGGGACGCAUCCGAGGAAUGUGUUAACGACGUUGACGACAUUUAUAGUAACCGCGAUGAUAGUGGCGCUGAUGAGGAAGGAAACGAGUUUGGGCGAGAAUAUGAGGACGACAGGGGUGAGUUCCGCAGUGGUUUUGCGACAGCAUUCAGCAACAUUUUAGCCCGUGACCUGGAAAUUCAACAGAGACACUGCCAACAGGUGGAAGGGGCUGGUGUUGACGUUAAUCCAAGAGUUGCAACCGCCGACGGCCAGGUGGCAACGGCGGGAGCGAAGGAGAAAAUUUGCUGCAUUUGCAAGGACAAAUCUGUUUAUACAUGCCCUGGCUGCGGUGCCCGGACAUGCAGCAUGACGUGUGUGCGUGUUCAUAAGGCGCAGUUCAAUUGCAGUGGGGAGCGCAAUGUUGCCGAGAAAGUGCCCCUAAGUGAGUUCACAGAUAAGCAACUUGAACGCGACUUCCACUUCUUGGAGGACACACGUCGCGUGAUAAGUAAUUGUGAGCGCACGUUUCCAAAAAUGUGGCGCUACACUUUUAGGGCGCUUCCUCCCCCACUUUAUGCCCUACGAAAGGCUGCAAAGCAGCGAGGAGUUGUAUGCCAAAUAACCUCCGAGGGAAUGUCUAAGCGUGACGCAAACACAUCCCGGUUUGAUCGCAGGACAGAAACGAUCAUCUGGCGUUGCCAGUUUAACUUCCACACCCCCAAUUUCACCGUAUCCACAGACUGGGGAAAUGAAAGGCACAAACUUGGCGAUAUUUUGACGUACUGCUGGGCUAAAAAUCCACCGGUCCACUGUUUUCACAUUAAUCGAAGGUACAACCGUGCCUCCAAGUGGAUUGGGAUUGAGGGAGAAAGGGAAGGGAAAGAAGUGGAACGGGAAGAAGAAGGGGAAAAGGACAAGGAGAAUGUUGAAAAUGGAAGGGAAGAGAACGAAAGUGUGGAAUUCAGGUGCUCCGGUGCCAGUGACACUUUAGCCGACAUCAGUACAAGAAAAGAGGACUCAAAUGAUGAGGAUGGUGCCGUCGGACCUCUGUUCGUCGAAGUGGGUGACAAACAACAGCAACAACAAGUAUGGAAGCCGUCAGUACUGGACAUUAGUCCCCAGUCGCCCGAGGAAACUAAAAGUAAAGAAACUGUUUCUGCGUUCCUCUCUCUGGGUCCCGUCAUUAUUUUAGCGCAGGCAGAGCGACUCGGACUGGAGAAGAAGUAUUUUCGGCUUUCCCCAUCUCAAACCCUCAAUGAGACAUUGCGUACCCUCUUCUUCAUCAAUGAGUUUCCUGUGUUCGAAGUCAUUCAUGCAUCAGAUCUCGAGUCCUAUGCUCUGGUCACGGAUGCUGACAAGGAGCGGAUACGCGAGAGUUUCCGUGCAGCUCCACGUCCAACGAAGCCGGAGCGCCCACCGCGUCCAACGAAAUCAACCUUGACACCGGAGGAGCGUGACCGUUAUGCUCAGGUGCCGUGCCGCCUCUUUCUCGCGGGGUGUUGUAAACUCGGUGAAGAGGAGUGCCCGUACAGACACUGUGAAUAUCAGGACGUCCCGGUUUGCCGUAGUUUCAUGAAGUUCGCUUCCUGUGAAAAAGGCAACCGGUGCGUGUUUCGGCACGAUGCCACCGCCGUAGCGACGGCAAGGAAACGAAUGCGAGAGGAGCGCCAGGCUGUACAACUAGGCAGGCGGCGUUUUUAG